This is a messenger RNA of Dromiciops gliroides (monito del monte), 1875 nucleotides long. RefSeq names its product abraxas 1, BRCA1 A complex subunit (gene ABRAXAS1). The transcript is spliced from 9 exons. The record is from RefSeq and is a predicted model, not a curated record. Bases 109 to 1368 code for a protein of 419 amino acids. Gene Ontology annotation, cellular component: nucleus. Gene Ontology annotation, biological process: protein K63-linked deubiquitination; attachment of spindle microtubules to kinetochore; mitotic spindle assembly. Gene Ontology annotation, molecular function: polyubiquitin modification-dependent protein binding; microtubule binding. Lineage: Eukaryota; Metazoa; Chordata; Mammalia; Microbiotheria; Microbiotheriidae.
CACGCGCCGGCGUCCGGAAGAGACGACGGCGGCCGGCGGCCGGCAGGCUAGGGAGCGCGCGUGCGCGGGGGCCGUCUGGACGUCUGAGGCCGGGGACGGAACGAAAGCAUGGAGGGCGAGAGGACGUCGGCGAUGCUCUCGGGCUUCUUGUAUGGUUCCCUCGCUUUCCAGCACCUUAACUCCAACGCCGACACGGAAGGUUUUCUCCUUGGGGAAGAGAAAGGUGAAGCCAAGAACAGCAUUACAGACUCUCAAUUGAAUGAUGUUGAAGUUGUUUAUACAAUUGACAUACAAAGGUACAUUCCAUGCUAUCAGCUUUUCAGCUUUUACAACGCGGUAGGUGAAGUAAAUGAGGAGGCACUGAAGGAGGUCAUCCCAUGCUGCAAAAAGAAAGUUAUUGGAUGGUACAAAUUCAGGCGUAAUUCAGACCAAAUGAUGACGUUUCGAGAGAGGAUUAUUCACAAAAAUUUACAAAAACAUCUUUCAAAUCAGGGUCUUGUUUUUCUGUUACUGACACCAAGCAUAACCACAGAAAGCUGUUCUACUCAUAGGCUGGAUCAUGCAUUAUAUAGACUUCAGGAAGGAGUUUUCCAUAAAGUGCCUUUAGUGGUGGCCAACUUAGGUAUGUCAGAGCCGCAGGGAUAUAAGACUGUAUUGGGGUCCUAUACAUCCACUGCCUUUGGCCGAACAGUCCAUGCACAUAGGUCAGAAUUUUUUAAUGAAGAUGGAACUUUAAAAGAGGUACAGAAGAUAAGUGAACUAUAUGCCACCAUACAGGAAGAAUUAAAGGAAAUGUGCACUCAAGUAUUAGACAGUGAGCAAUUAGUAGACAAUUUAAUAAAGGAUAUAAAUAGACUAAAAGAGGAACUUGCAACAAGAAAGAGAGCAAAGACUCUUGUACCAGCAGCAAGAGGCCGUGACCCGGAAGCAGAGGAGAACGUUCUUCUGUGUCAAGCUUUACGGACGUUUUUCCCAAGUUGUGGAUUUCUUCAUUCAUGUAUUGUCUGUUUGAAAGGCAGGCAGGUCUCUACAAACUGCUGUAACACUGACCAUAAACUCCAUCUGGUGAGUAAAUUGACUCUGAUGCUAGAAAGCCCAGAUUUUCCAGAAGAAGAUGAUGGUGGUGAUGGUGGUGAUGGUGAUGAAGAUGAUGAUGAAACAAGAUGUGGAGUUAAGCAUAAAUCUCCUGACUCAGGAAAUCAGAGACCAUUAAAGAAAGCACGAGUGUCACAAACUCAUAAUCAGUCUCUUAAAAGAGAUCAUGAAAACAGUGAUCAGGAAAAAGAAUUGACAAGCAGUUUAGAAAUGGAUGAAGAUGCUGAGAAAUUGAAGGAUGCUACUGAAUAUCCAGGCUCACCAACUUUCUGAACCUUUUAUACAAUUUUUCUGAUUGUCCCAAUGGACCAAAAGGUAACAGGGGGGAAAAAGUAGUUCUAAUAAUUUUCUAAAGUGUUGCUUCAUUUAAAAUAUUUUGGAAACUUGUUAAAUUAGGAAUGUGGCCGUAUUUUUAUUAUAGUACUCUUGGAGUAAGGCAAAAAUUACUAGUCAUUUUUCAGGUUGUUUUUUUUGUUUUUGUAAAUAAAAUCUUUCACUGAAACUGUUAAUCCACUUUGUAGAUGAAAUAUUUCUAUAAAAACAAAGCCAUCAUUAAACCUGAGACUUUCUUUGUAAAGUUGGUCUAAGGAAUACAGGCCACACUGCAAAGUUAUAUUUCAGAACUCAACUACUCAAGUUUUCACUACAUACAUUUUCCCAUGCCUAAUCAGCAAUCAGGUUAGUCUUUCCUAAGUCUGAACUGGUCCUGCCUGAAUCAAGACAUUCUUUUUUUUUUUUGGUGGGGCAAUGAGGAUUAAGUGACUUGCCCAGGGUCACACA